Anguilla anguilla (European eel) is the source of this 1006-nucleotide messenger RNA. It is a transcript of the gene atoh1a, whose product is annotated as atonal bHLH transcription factor 1a. Bases 1 to 930 code for a protein of 309 amino acids. The record is from RefSeq and is a predicted model, not a curated record. The transcript has a single exon. Lineage: Eukaryota; Metazoa; Chordata; Actinopteri; Anguilliformes; Anguillidae. Gene Ontology annotation, molecular function: protein dimerization activity.
AUGGAUGGAAUGAAUGUGGAGGAAUGGGGCAAAGAUGCGAAAGGCAUGAGCACGUUCGACGGCCAGCAGUCGAGCUCGGGGAGGGGGGAGCACCGUGGGUACCCACAAGACCUGGCACUAAUGGACAGCAGCGACCCACGCGCCUGGCUGGCUCCCGUGCAGCCUGCCACCUGCGCGGCACACGCCGAGUACCUGUUGCACUCGCCCGGCUCCAGCGUGGAAGGCGUGUCCCCUUCGGCAAGUCACGGCUCGAGCUACAGGAAGAGCACCAAGAGCCCCGCCAAAGUGCGCGACCUCUGUCGACUUAAGGGCGUCGCGGGAACGGAGGAGGGCAGACAGAGAGCUCCGUCCAGCAAACCAGCGAACGUGGUGCAGAAACAGAGGCGCGUGGCGGCCAAUGCGCGCGAGAGACGGCGGAUGCACGGACUGAAUCAUGCUUUUGACGAGCUGCGCAGCGUCAUUCCGGCUUUCGACAACGACAAGAAGCUGUCCAAGUACGAGACGCUGCAGAUGGCGCAGAUCUACAUCAACGCGCUGUCGGACCUUUUGCAGGGUCCAGGUGCAACGGCGGAGUCGCCAAAGUGCGAGCUCAGGUCCACCGCUGCCUACGACGAGGACAGCAGUCCUCGGGGACCAUCGUCUUCCUCGUGUCGGAGAGGAAUAGCCACAGCGUACCCGGUGCAGCUCAACGCGAUGCCAUUCCCAUACGACAGCGGGGCGUUCACGGCGCUACUAGGACAGGAGAUGCUGUCUCCCACAGACACGGCCAAGUCGCCCUCCGAGGACAGCAAAGACUCGCCCCGUUCGAACCGCAGCGACGGAGAGUUCUCCCCGCACUCGCACUUCAGCGACUCGGACGAGACACACCUGGAGCUACAGAGCGAAGACGAGCUCCCAGAACUCAAACUCACCAGCCACCAUACCUAUUGAUGUCUCGCCUCAAUAAUUUCUGCAGUGGGCUUAUCCCCUCUUCUUUAAUUACGUUACAUAAGAAAAAACUUUAACA